Tupaia belangeri chinensis (Chinese tree shrew) is the source of this 3980-nucleotide messenger RNA. It is a transcript of the gene NEK9, whose product is annotated as NIMA related kinase 9. The record is from RefSeq and is a predicted model, not a curated record. Gene Ontology annotation, molecular function: protein kinase activity; protein kinase binding; ATP binding. Gene Ontology annotation, biological process: protein phosphorylation. Gene Ontology annotation, cellular component: centrosome. Lineage: Eukaryota; Metazoa; Chordata; Mammalia; Scandentia; Tupaiidae.
GAUGACUCACUGGUUGUGUGGAAGGAAGUUGAUUUGACCCGACUGUCUGAGAAGGAACGUCGUGAUGCCUUGAAUGAGAUUGUUAUUCUGGCGCUGCUGCAGCAUGACAACAUUAUUGCCUACUACAAUCACUUCAUGGACAAUACUACCCUGCUGAUAGAGCUGGAGUAUUGUAAUGGAGGGAACCUUUAUGACAAAAUCCUUCGUCAGAAGGACAAGUUGUUUGAAGAAGAGAUGGUGGUGUGGUACCUAUUUCAGAUUGUUUCAGCCGUGAGCUGUAUCCACAAAGCCGGGAUCCUUCAUAGAGAUAUAAAGACAUUAAAUAUUUUUCUGACCAAGGCAAACCUGAUAAAACUUGGAGAUUAUGGCCUAGCAAAGAAACUUAAUUCUGAGUAUUCCAUGGCUGAGUCGCUUGUAGGAACCCCGUAUUACAUGUCUCCAGAGCUCUGCCAAGGAGUAAAAUACAAUUUCAAGUCUGAUAUCUGGGCAGUAGGCUGUGUCAUUUUUGAACUGCUUACGCUAAAAAGAACAUUUGAUGCUACAAAUCCACUCAACCUGUGUGUGAAGAUCGUGCAAGGAAUUCGUGCCAUGGAGGUUGAUUCUAGCCAGUACUCUCUGGAAUUGAUCCAAAUGGUCCAUGAGUGCCUUGACCAGGAUCCUGAGCAGAGACCCACUGCAGAUGAACUUCUGGAUCGCCCCCUUCUCAGGAAACGCAGGCGAGAGAUGGAGGAAAAAGUCACUCUGCUUAAUGCAACUACAAAGAGACCAAGGUCAAGCACUGUGACCGAAGCACCCAUUGCUGUGGUAACAUCACGAACCAGUGAAGUCUAUGUUUGGGGUGGUGGAAAAUCUACUCCCCAGAAACUGGAUGUCAUCAAAAGUGGCUGUAGCGCCCGGCAGGUGUGCGCAGGGAACACCCAUUUUGCUGUGGUCACAGUGGAGAAGGAACUGUACACCUGGGUGAACAUGCAAGGGGGUACUAAACUCCAUGGUCAGCUGGGCCAUGGAGACAAAGCCUCCUACCGACAGCCAAAGCAUGUGGAAAAGCUGCAAGGCAAAGCUAUCCGCCAGGUGUCCUGCGGCGAUGAUUUCACGGUCUGUGUGACAGAUGAGGGUCAGCUCUAUGCCUUUGGAUCGGAUUAUUAUGGCUGCAUGGGAGUGGACAAGGUCGCUGGCCCUGAGGUGCUAGAACCCAUGCAGCUGAACUUCUUCCUCAACAACCCAGUGGAGCAGGUCUCCUGUGGAGAUAAUCAUGUGGUCGUUCUGACACGAAACAAGGAAGUCUAUUCCUGGGGCUGUGGCGAAUAUGGACGACUAGGUCUGGAUUCAGAAGAGGAUUAUUACACACCACAAAAGGUGGAUGUUCCCAAGGCCUUGAUUAUUGUCGCAGUUCAAUGUGGCUGUGAUGGGACAUUUCUGCUGACCCAGUCAGGCAAAGUCCUGGCCUGUGGACUUAAUGAGUUCAACAAAUUGGGUCUGAAUCAGUGCAUGUCUGGAAUCAUCAACCAUGAAGCAUACCACGAAGUGCCCUACACAACCUCCUUUACCUUGGCCAAACAGUUGUCCUUUUACAAGAUCCGUACCAUUGCCCCGGGCAAGACGCACACCGCUGCUAUCGAUGAGCGAGGCCGGCUGCUGACCUUUGGCUGCAACAAGUGUGGGCAGCUGGGAGUUGGGAAUUAUAAGAAGCGUCUGGGAAUCAACCUGUUGGGGGGACCCCUUGGUGGGAAGCAAGUGAUCAGGGUGUCCUGCGGUGAUGAGUUUACCAUUGCUGCCACGGACGAUAAUCACAUUUUUGCCUGGGGCAAUGGUGGUAAUGGCCGCCUGGCAAUGACUCCCACAGAGAGACCACAUGGCUCAGAUAUCUGUACCUCAUGGCCUCGCCCUAUUUUUGGAUCUCUGCAUCACGUCCCGGACCUAUCUUGUCGUGGCUGGCACACCAUUCUCAUAGUUGAGAAAGUAUUGAAUUCUAAGACCAUCCGUUCCAAUAGCAGUGGCUUAUCCAUUGGAACUGUGGUUCAGAGCCCUGGUCCGGGAGGCGUUGGCAGCGGUGGUGGUGGUGGAGAAGAGGAGGACAGUCAGCCGGAAUCAGAAACUCAGGAAUCUGAAACUCCUGAUCCAAGUGGAGGCUUCCGAGGAACAAUGGAAGCAGACCGAGGAAUGGAAGGUUUAAUCAGUCCCACAGAGGCCAUAGGGACCAGUAUUGGGGCCAGCAGCUCCUGUCCUGGCUGGCUUCGAAAGGAGCUGGAAAAUGCAGAAUUUAUCCCCAUGCCUGACAGCCCAUCACCCCUAAGUACCAGAUUUUCGGAAUCUGAGAAAGAUACCCUGCCCUAUGAAGAGCUACAAGAACUCAAAAUGGCCUCUGAAGCUCCUUCUGAACACAAGCCCUCCAUGAGAGCCUGGCCACCUCGGCUGAUUCCCGCCAAGACCUGUGCUGAGAAGGGAGCACCGCUGGCCCCUGCCUGUGCGUGCAGCACUCUGCAGGUGGAGGUGGAGCGACUGCAGGGCCUGGUGCUGAAAUGUCUGGCUGAACAACAAAAGCUCCAGCAAGAAAACCUGCAGAUUUUUACCCAACUGCAGAAGCUGAACAAGAAAUUAGAAGGAGGCCAGCAGGUGGGGAUGCAUUCCAAAGGAACUCAGACAGCAAAGGAAGAGAUGGAAAUGGAUCCAAAGCCUGACCUAGAUUCAGAUUCCUGGUGCCUCCUGGGAACAGACUCCUGUCGACCCAGCCUCUAGCCUCUGAGCCAAUUGAGCCCCCAGGAAACUGGGAUCCCGAGAACUUCACAGCACACUUACUGAAUGCAGAGAGCAGCUUUCCUGGCUUUGUUCACUUGCAGACAAGGAGCACAAGGCAGAGGCUCUGAAGCACUUUCCUUGUACGUGUGGAGAGUGGCCUUGCCUUUUAGAUAGGACCUAGGAGUGAUAUUAUUGUUUUGGAGAAUGGAAGGGCCCAGGGCCUGGCUUUGUCAUCAGUUACUGCCAUAGCAAUGGCAACUCUGUACCUCAUCUGUUGAUCCCACCUUGCAGGAGGAGACCCCCGAGUGCUCACUACAUUGCGCCGGUAGCAGCUUAUAUUCCACUUAUGAUUUUCACCAUUAGUUGGAAGCUGCCUUGGAAAUUCAACACCACACCUUGCACCUCUGGGUGGGAAAAGGAAAGGUGUAAAGUUGGCAUGGGCUGGAACCAGGCGUGGCCCACUCAGGGUCCUCGGGAGAGUGGUGAACUAUUUUGAGCCCUCUCAGGAGCCGUACGUCUAGAAAAAUAUGUCUGGUGGAGUCAGUCUAGGGCUUGUUUUCAGAAAGUUCGGUUACUUUGUGCAGCUAAAUGCCUCAGGAGGAAAAGUGGGCUUAGAUUACUUUUCCUCUAAGAGUCAGUGAGUAGCAGAGAAAGGGCAGGUUCCUCCUCAUCGCGUAGCUGGAGUUCUAGGUUGCAGCCAAUGCAGGGUGAGAUUUCCUGGUUUGAGACGACACCUCUGAGGGAUGAAGUAGUCUUAAAGACUGAGACAGGCCAUGGGAAUGGCCUUAAGAGAAAGUCAUGAGGGGGAGCAGAUCCUCAUUUCACCUCCUCUACUGGGUGCCUCAGAGAGGCCUUAGAACGACCCCAAGUCUUGGCACCCAUAAGAAGGCAGCCUGUGCCUCUGCCUUCACGGCGUUUGGGGUUCCAUUUGUAGAUCAGCCCCAGCCACUCCCUUACUAUAUGUGUAGUCAGUAUUUCCCCCUUUUGGUGUUUUAUGAAGCUAUAUAAUAACCAGUGAACCUGUAUCAUCUUUCCCACUUGAGUGGCCCUAAGCCGGCCCCAAGUCCUGGAGUACCUGAAGCCCAUCCCAGCAGGUCGGACCUGCCGAGUGGAAGGAGUUCAGUGCAGAGCUCGUUCCCGGUCCUGUACUCAUUGCAUCCUUAUAGACAGGAGCAAGCUACUUGGGGACACAGGGACUGUUGUGACGGGUCUCCCUUCCUUCCUAAGUCAACAUCGUUUCAUUU